AUAUAUAUCCAUUUAAUUUGUGUGUCAUAUUUUCACGUGCGUGUUUGGCAUUUAAUAUUUAAAAGGAAUUAGAAAAAUAGUAACUAAUAAUACAAAAUAAAUAUAUAAUUAAUUUUUGUGAUUAACCAGUGAAAGUUUUGCAGUGCAAUUUUUCAACCAUUCACUCUAAAAGAUUGAAAAUUAAAGAAAUUAUAUCCAAAAAUUUAGUGAUGGAACUUGAUCAACUUGAUGAAGGACGAUAAAAAGGACCUUUAUCAAAAAAAGAAUAGGGUUUGAAGGAUAUUUAAGUGACCUCGAGACAUUUUUUCAUAAAACAGUUAAACUUUUCUUAUUGAAUAUCAAUAGAAAAACAAUUUAAAAAAUAUAUUAACUAAUCAUUGUAAUAUAUGUGCAUGUUCAUCAUUGUCAGACUGAUUUGUAAUGUCAUCAUUUUCAAUGUGACGUGUAAUUCUUAUUUAUAAGUGUAGUGAUUAUAUAUCAUUGAAAAGUGUAAUUUUCUAAACAAGAUUUAACAUCAUUUUCUACAUGAUUUUAAUCUAAUUUAAUUGAAUUAUAUACGUGUAAGUGGAGCGAAUAUAUAAUCGCGCGGUGAAAAAUAGAUUAAACAUAACCUCAAAUUAUUUCGCAAGUUUUAAGGGAAAAAAAGAUGUUAAAUAUUCGAAUUAUUAGAAGUACAAUAUAUUAAGGUGUUAUAAAUUUCAUAAAUUUUGGUGAAAUAUCUUAAGACUUGAUAUUUUUUUCUAAGAAACAAAUGAAAUAUGUAUAGUUUCGAAGGUGACUAUAGACGUAAACCACAACAAAAUUUAGCAGGAGCAAGUCGUCGAGAUGAAAAAGCUGCACUUUUACAGCAUGCUCAAUUAGAACGUUCAAAGAGAGAACAACAGCGGAGAAAGCAUAAUGCCGUUGUUAAAAUACAAGCCUACAUUCGAAGCUUUGUUACAAGACAAUUAAUGAAAAAAUGCCAGAGAUAUGAAUUUGAUAAAAUGCAACAAUCAUUGGGAAAUAGAGUAUUAAACAUAGAGGAAUUAGUCAUUUAUAUUCGGAAAAUUCUAUUUUUCUAUCAACCAACUGAAGAUUCGAAUAGAUUUAUUUGGCUCCUACAACAAUUUCUCAAACUUCAGAAAGAAAUAAAGACGAAAAUUAAUUCUUCCAACGAAUGGUUAUGGAGAGUUCGAUGGAUCUUGAGGCUGUGCCUGAGAUUUGUCGUUGACAGUAUAUCACCAGAUAAAGGACAAGCAAUUGCGAUUCCAUUACGUGUUUUAGAAACGUUUACACUUCUCGAUAAUUUGGAAAACAAUCAUCAACAUUUAAAGGAAAUAUUUGCCUAUUUAUUGAAAAAUAAUUAUUACGAGCAAAUGAGACGAUUGAUAGAUACAAAAAUACCGCCAAUUGAUAUUGUAUCGUCCGUACCUCCAAAUCCAAUGUCAAAAUGGAUUUUUGAUAUGAUUCAAAGACCACUCAGUAUAAUCUAUCAUAUGAAUCAUUUAAAUGAUUUUUCAUUUCUCACUCUAAGGGAAUUGUGUGCCAGUAUAUUGUCGCAAAAACUUACAGAAUCUGUUACUGGCUUUAUAUUUCCUGCUUUGAUCAAUUCGAAGGAAUUUCCAUUUGAUAAACUUAUUACCAGCAUUCAAUUUCUUAAUAUUCCGCCUUCGUUGAAUUUACUCUAUUCUAUUCUCAGUUUGGAAACGACGGGAUUUUCACCGGGGAAAUCGAACGACGUUUUAAUAGUCUAUCUACAAGUUUUGGCUUCGAUGAGUACAACAAUUAAUCCUCCGCCUACUCGACAGACAUUAGAGACUGAAGAUUCGGACAGUGAUUCAGAAACGAAGUUACCAGACAAUAGUGAAGCUGAAUUACAACAAAAAUGCGUUGACAUUCUCAAUGAAGAGCAUCGUGUACAGGGAAUUUUAUCAGCAGUGGAAAAUUGCAACGAUCCAAAUGUAAUGCAACCGUUGUGUCAGCUUUGUCAUAAUUUACUCAUUACUCACAAAUCUGCAAUUCACAAGUAUAAAUUAUUGUACAUGUUGGCAUUCAAACCGGCUUUCUUGAGAGAUCUUUGGAAUACUCUAUUGACAAUUAAUCAGACAUCAUUAUUCGGUGGAUCGACGCCAUUGCUACAUAUUAUUUCACGUGGAAUUGCACUCUCGCCGGAUGAUGCAAAGAAAAUUGUCCCCCUAUUGGCCGUAUUCUGUUCGUUGUUUAGUUUAUUAAUCGCCACUUUACACGACACCGAAUUCUUUCACGAUGGCUCGGAGACAACAUCGAAUUAUGGCCAACAGGCAAUGCCAUUCACGACAUCAACACUCGUUCCGUUAUCGAAUCAUUUGAAGGGCAUUUGCCUUGGGCUGGUGGAACUCGCCUUUCCUGACACACGUCCCUCAGUUCGGGACGAUUACAAAAAUGUUGUACUUGGACUCUCGUCGACAAUUCAGUCCGAGCAGAAUACACACAUGUGGACACAUUUAUUUAAAGUCACGGUGGGAUUAUUGAGACAGUUGCACACUCGUGAUUUGAGGAGGCAAUUCUGUCCGGAUGGUCAUUGGAUUGCUUCGAAUAUUGUUAUACCAACUGAUAAGCCGCAAGAUUUUACGAUUCGUCGCCGAAGACUGAGGAGUUAUAUUCCAUUUCAGGGUUUGAGAAAUUUUACACGCGAGGAAAUUGAGGAGGGACCGCCAAUGUCGACGAAGGAGGUUCGUACGUUGACUUUACUCAGGGAAAUUCCCUUUGUCGUGCCGUUCAGCGAUCGUGUUGUUGUUUUUCAAUCGCUCGUCUAUCGUGACAAAUUGGAGCAGCAGGGUGAAUUGACACACUUUAUGCAAGGACCAUCGAUUCAGAUAUCGGUGCGCAGGAAUUAUUUAUAUGAAGAUGCAUUCGAUAAAUUGUCACCUGAAAAUGAACCCGAAAUGAGACUAAAAAUGCGUGUUCAAUUAGUGAAUACCGCUGGUCUAGAGGAAGCGGGCGUCGACGGUGGGGGAUUGUUUCGUGAAUUUCUCUCUGAACUUCUAAAAACAAGUUUCGAUCCAAAUCGCGGUUUCUUUCGAUUGACAAAGGACAAUAUGCUCUAUCCAAAUCCAACGGUACAUUUACUUGUUGAAGAUUUUCCGAAACAUUAUUAUUUUAUUGGGCGGAUUCUCGGUAAGGCGUUGUAUGAAAAUUUACUUGUAGAAUUGCCAUUUGCGGAAUUUUUCCUCUCGAAAAUUGUUGGCACACAAUCGGACGUCGAUGUUCAUCAUUUGGCGUCAUUGGAUCCAAUAAUGUAUAGAAAUUUGCUUUACUUGAAAAGUUAUAAGGGCGAUGUGACAGAUUUGGGUCUUGAUUUUACAGUGCUGUCGGAUGAAUUGGGCGAGAGAAGAGUUGAUGAAUUGAAAAGUGGCGGUGUUAAUAUUCCAGUUACGAAUCAUAAUAGAAUUGAAUAUAUUCACUUGAUGGCGGAUUAUAAAUUAAAUAAGCAAAUUCGAGCACAAUGUUAUGCUUUUAAGCAGGGAAUUGGAAAUGUCGUUCCACUUGAUUGGCUACAAAUGUUUAAUAAUAAAGAAUUGCAGGUAUUAAUUUCGGGUGCACAAAUUCCCGUUGAUGUCAGUGAUUUGAAAUUACAUACUAAUUAUACUGGCGGUUAUACUCUUGAACAUCCGACAAUUACGGCAUUUUGGAAAGUUGUCGACGAAUUUAAUGAUCAACAAAAGAGUCAAUUACUUAAAUUUGUCACCAGUUGCAGUCGACCACCACUUCUUGGAUUUAAGGAAUUGGAUCCUCCGUUUUGUAUACAACAUGCCGGAAGUAUUGAUCGUUUACCAACGUCCAGCACCUGCAUGAAUUUAUUAAAACUACCAGAAUUUCCUGACGAGAAAACAUUACGUGAAAAACUUUUAUACGCCAUUCAAGCUGGAGCUGGAUUUGAAUUAAGUUAAAUUUGUGUUAAUCUGUCAGUUUGUAAAUAGAACAUUGUAAAUUACUUAUUGUGCAUAUAUUUAUUACGUGCA
Molecule: messenger RNA, 3980 nt
Organism: Leptopilina heterotoma
Lineage: Eukaryota; Metazoa; Arthropoda; Insecta; Hymenoptera; Figitidae
Product: ubiquitin-protein ligase E3C
Exons: 4
Coding region: 759-3908 (1049 amino acids)
Biological process (GO): protein polyubiquitination; ubiquitin-dependent protein catabolic process
Molecular function (GO): protein binding; ubiquitin protein ligase activity
Source: RefSeq, a predicted model, not a curated record